AAAAUAAUUUACAUCCGCAUAACAAUACCGAGAAACUUUAGUAGCAGUUGAGUUGUGCACACAGAGUCUAAUUAGGAGAAAUACUGUUUAGACUCAUCAUACCUGACCAAUGUUUUACUCUAAUUGCCAUCUUACCGCACAGUUAUUACCCGACCACUUUUGUCCUCCAAUGGUUAUAUACUGUAGGUGUGUGUUAAUUGACAAACAACCCGUGUGACUGUCAACAAAGUCGAGCGAUGGCGAUGACACAGGAUUGACCCUUGGUGAAUCCAUAAACCUCCUUUUUAAACUGGCUAGUUAAAAACUACCCUCUGCCCUAUGGUCAGCUCUAGUCAAUCAUUAUUCACUCAGUACACAGGCUCUGGUGUAAUGCAGCUGACAUAGUGACUGGCUUAUGGUUUGGGGAGCAGUUUUGUCAGUUCUUAAAAGAGCUUCAGGUUUUCCAGGCACAGUGUGCAGGUGUUAAGCAGCCCUCUUCCUCUGGUGUGGACAGUUUUAUUGGUUUAUGGCUCAGAUUCUUGCUCUCACACGUUCUCUUCACCUGUGGCAUCCACUGCGGGUGGGGUUUGCAUCAUUACGCUCUCGUAGGAUGUCAUCAUUAGAGACGCGAGCCCGGGCUGUGUUUUCUGCGGCGGUUGAAGGUGUGCAGCCAGACAAAGUGGUCUGCAGGAGUCUGGAGCGACAUGGAGACAAACUGCUUGUGGGUGGUCAGAGUUUCACUCUUAGUAAUAACCUUUAUUUGGUGGGCUUUGGUAAGGCUGUGCUUGGGAUGGCAGCAGAAGCAGAGAGGAUUGUAGGGGACCAUCUGAUUAAAGGGGUGGUCAGCGUGCCGCAUGGUAUACAGAAUACACUACAACAUCAUGGGAAAGAGAAGAUGCUGCUUGAGAAUAACAGUAGAAUUACAGUGAUGGAAGGAGCAAAGCACAACUUACCAGAUGCAGAUGCCCAGAGGUCAGCAGAGUGUAUUCGAGAGCUGGCCAGUGGUCUGACUGAGAAAGACCUGCUGCUUGUGCUCAUCUCUGGUGGUGGUUCAGCUCUGUUACCUGCUCCGGCCCCACCCAUGUCCUUGCUGGAGAAACAGGAUGUGACACGGCAACUUGCAGCAGCAGGGGCCACAAUUCAGGAGCUUAAUACAGUGCGACGAGCUCUGUCCCUGUUAAAGGGUGGAGGACUUGCCCAAUGUGCCUACCCAGCCCAGGUGGUCGCAUUGAUUCUAUCAGAUGUCAUUGGAGAUCCUCUGGAUUUGAUAGCCAGUGGUCCUACAGUUGGGAGUGACACAUGGCCAGAGGAGGUCUGGACUAUCUUGGAUCAUUAUAAGCUUUCUGACUUACUCCCUUCCUCUGUGAAAGAGGUGCUUAGUAAAACUGGCCCCAGUAGGGGUACACAGGUGCAUGAAAAGCCACAAGAGGUCAAAAACCAUGUUUUAAAUGUUGUGAUUGGUUCAAACACCAUUGCUCUUGAAUGUGCAAGCCGUAAGGCCAGUGAAUUAGGACUUCGACCUGUCAUUCUAUCUCCAGGGGUAUGCGGUGAUGUUUGCUCUGUUGCCCGCCUAUAUGGCCUGCUUUUGUGGUUUGCAUGUUCCCCAGGAAAGGAACCUCCUCCAGAGCUUGCUGCACAGAUCCUUCAGCUAGGGCCAGAGGUUGGGAUAGAGAGCUGGGACCUGUGUCGCACCAUGCAGGUGCUUGAAGAGGAGAGGAAGGAAGGUUGGGGCGCUACCUGUCUGCUGGCUGGAGGAGAGCCAACUGUGCAAUUGACCGGAAAGGGCAGGGGAGGCAGAAACCAGGAGUUAGCCCUGCGGGUGGGGCUUGAGCUUAGUGGUGGAGAAGUGAAGAGUGGUGCAGUGUUCCUCAGUGGAGGAACCGAUGGGCAGGAUGGCCCCACUGAUGCAGCUGGUGCAGUCACUGAUGGGAACCUGAUGGAAGAGGCCAUAACUCAAGGUCUGGACAUUGAUGGCUUUCUAACAAAUAAUGAUUCAUUCACAUUUUUCUCUAAGCUCUCUGGAGGAAGAAGAUUACUUUUGCCUGGACUGACAGGCACCAAUGUAAUGGAUGUGCAUGUAAUGCUGCUGCCACCACCACCCCAAUGACACUGCUGGUGAUUUGACUAUAGAUAGAUGGAUGGAUGAAUAGAUUAGUAUGCCGCAAGUGCACUAUUCCAUUAAAUUGUUAGAAGAAAAGUAUAAUUCUAAGCAAACCCAAAUUGUAAGAUUUCUCAUUAUAGCAUAUAUUUUCAUAACAAAGUAAUUUCUUGUACAUAACAGCUAACAAUAUCUGCAGUGUCACUUUUACCACUUUAAAGUCAUGAAAUCAGCUUAAAUUGACCGUAUUUAAGGUUUUCAUUCACAAUCCUCGUCUUUUUGUGCACGAUUCAUCAGUGCAUGUUAUUCCAAAAUAAUACAUUAAAAAAAGUUUGGUUUUGUAAUCUUUAAUCAAAA
Messenger RNA from Myxocyprinus asiaticus (Chinese sucker), 2434 nucleotides. It is a transcript of the gene glyctk, whose product is annotated as glycerate kinase. Gene Ontology annotation, biological process: protein phosphorylation. NCBI's taxonomy places the organism in Eukaryota, Metazoa, Chordata, Actinopteri, Cypriniformes, Catostomidae. The transcript has 6 exons. Gene Ontology annotation, cellular component: cytoplasm. The record is from RefSeq and is a predicted model, not a curated record. Gene Ontology annotation, molecular function: glycerate kinase activity. The coding region runs from base 506 to 2086 and encodes 526 amino acids.